Messenger RNA from Dacryopinax primogenitus, 1024 nucleotides. RefSeq lists its product as uncharacterized. Gene Ontology annotation, molecular function: ATP binding; protein kinase activity. Gene Ontology annotation, biological process: protein phosphorylation. The coding region runs from base 1 to 1017 and encodes 338 amino acids. Lineage: Eukaryota; Fungi; Basidiomycota; Dacrymycetes; Dacrymycetales; Dacrymycetaceae. The record is from RefSeq and is a predicted model, not a curated record. The transcript is spliced from 3 exons.
AUGACGCAGAACGCCCGUCUUGACCUCUUUCAGCAAGAAAAGGAGAAACAAGGAUUCUGGCUCGAACGAAAGGAAUUGGCGAUUGAGCAUCCCCUUUCACCCGAGAUAACUAUCACUGGGGUACGAGACGAGCAGCUGGACGAUGUUUGCGAGCCCGCGUCUCAACCCGGCAUUGCAAGCCCUUCAGAGCCGCACCCACUUUACAAACCAUCGACUUGCGUAAUGCUUAAGCUUAUUCGAGGCUUGCACGUCGGACCGAAUUGCUGGUCGCAGGUUUGGCUCACCCAGCGGCGCCCACUGCGCGAAAGCGAAGGAGCAGACUGCGUCGCAAAGUUCGUUCAAGAAGGCUUAUUCCCGAAACCAGACUCUUUCUGCGAAGGACCAGAAAUAUGCCGAGCAACUGGACUUUACAGAAGAGAGGCACAGGCCUACGCUAGAAUGGAGAGUAUACAGGGGAAGAUAAUCCCUAAGUCAUACGGGUUCUAUACAUUUACCCUUCCAGGUAAUCAAAUGGUUCAAGGGCAUGUGAUGGAAUAUAUAGACGGAACACCCCUUGUGCACGACUACAAGAGCAUGCGCGAUGGCACCUGGGAACUACCGGUCGCCCGUGAGGAGCGACGUCGCAGUAUGAUUAGCCUUGUAGAUGCUGUCUAUGCCAUUUACGCGCUUGGCGUCAAUCAUGGCGAUCUCAGACCGAGCAACGUUUUGCAGCUUCGGACUGAUCCAGUGCGCUACGUUAUCAUCGACUUUGGUCGUGCCAGCCUCAUCGACGUUGGUCGUGGCCGCAUCCGCGAUCAGCUGUCUUAUGGCCAGAGAGAGGACCGCAUGGGGCUGUGGGAAUGCCUCUGUGAGAUCGAGGAGGCCGAGUUUGUCCUAGAGUGGAUGAAGGAGUGCAUGACGUCUGAAGCGCCUUUGACUGGUCUAUUUCAGAAGAAGGAAUUUCUGGAAUAUAAUGCACCAAGAGCGCGCGGAAUUGAGUAUAGAUAUCGCGAGAGUGCCAAGCAUUAUGCUAUUUGAUCGCAAU